Molecule: messenger RNA, 450 nt
Organism: Lacerta agilis (Sand lizard)
Lineage: Eukaryota; Metazoa; Chordata; Lepidosauria; Squamata; Lacertidae
Product: serine/threonine kinase-like domain-containing protein STKLD1
Exons: 4
Coding region: 56-286 (76 amino acids)
Molecular function (GO): protein serine/threonine kinase activity
Source: RefSeq, a predicted model, not a curated record
GUGUGUGAGAGAAAGACAGUGGGAAGAAGUAGGUUCCGUUUUUUGGAUUCUGGAUAUGCUGCCUCAUGGGGCCCUUGGGACAAUGCUGAUAGUGGAAUCAAAAGUGGAGAAAGAAAGAGAUGGUGGCAGAAAGAAGUAUAUUAUGAAAAAGGUUGAAUGCAUUGAUGAAAAGCAAGCAAAUGAUGCUCUCCAAGAGGCCAUGGAACUGCUGAAGCUGAAUCAUGAGAACAUCUGCAGCUACAAAGAAUUUUUCAUCAUCUGGGACAACAAGGUGACAAUUUCCUAAGGCUACUAUGGUAUAUAUGCUUACUGGAAAGAUUAAGUUUCCUGAAUUCAAUGAGACUUGCUCCCAAGUAAAUUGCAGCAGCUCUAAACUGGUGAUCCAGGGAUGUGUCGCUUCUGAAUCCAUAUCAGUGUAGUCCAGUGGAUGCCUUUAAAUAACAAAGAUCU